AAAUAAAAUAAUAGUUCUGCUUCUAUACAUCCAAUUCUAAAAUUUUCUAGUUUACAAAUAAAUUCUUAAAAUUAAUAAAUCAAUUUUUAGUUUAUAACAACAAACAAUAAUAAGUUUGGCCAUCCAUUGGUUAAAUUUUACAUUUUCCGUUAUGUCUAGCCUUAAAACAAUUUGACUGAAUUGUGUUUGUCAACGUAAAUAAAUGUUUUCUUUUCUUCCCUGUACAAUGUGAUUGAGAUUAUACCAACGAAACAACUUAACCCUAACCUAAGCCUGCCUACGCUCUGGAAUUUAGUUUAAAAAAUAAAUAUGAUGAGAUGGUGUGACGCUCACCACAAACUAUGAUCUGUUGUGUUCAUGGCUGACGAAUCCAUUCAAGAGCGUCAAGACAAUGAACUCGAAGCUCUCAAGGCGAUAUAUGGUGACCAAUUGCGAGAGACUCCCAGACCAAAAGAGACCAAAGGCUGGACGCCUCUGGAUAUCAUUUUGGCCCUGGGCCCCCAGCAGGGCAGUGUGCUACAGGAGGCUCACACUUGCCUGGACCUGCAUGUCGUCUGUGGCAAUGAUUAUCCUAACACGGUGCCCAAGAUAACAGUGGUGAAGUCCAAGGGGUUAACUACACAACAGUUGGACACCUUGGUGCGAGACCUGAACAUGACAGCUGAGACUCUCAAGGGAGAAGUGAUGGUCUUUGAGUUGGCAACAAUGGUGCAGACAUUCUUGCAUCAGUACAACAGACCAGGCUUCCAGUCGCUCUACGACGAAAUGUUUAGCCGUCAACUAAAAAAACAACAAAAAGAAGAAGAGCAAAAAAAGGUUUUGGAAGAUAAAACGAGACAAGAGGUUCUGCUAGAGAUACAAAACAAGAAGGAAGCACUAAGGCAAGAACUGCGAUGGCGAAGGCAUUCCGAAAUGGUGAAAGAAGAGGAGGGUGAUUUCUUACAAAGACUGCAAACAGACAGACAACCUGUUACCAGAAAACCACAGCUCAUGGCUGACCUGUUGGACAGUGGAGACAGUAACGAGAUGAAGCAGACUGACAUGAACUUCGAUGACUACAGCCCCUGGGCAGUCACAGCCUCUCCCAAGGGGGUCUCUCGUCUGGAGAAUGAGUUUGAAGUUCUACAGUUUGUUGGGAAAGGUGCUUUUGGUGAUGUUUUAAAGGUGCGGAACAAGUUGGACCGUUGCUUAUAUGCCAUCAAGCGUAUAGAGUUGAACCCCAUGAAUAAGUUACUGUAUAAGAAGAUCACUAGAGAGGUUAAAUUGUUGUCCAGACUCAACCAUGAGAAUGUGGUGCGCUACUUCAACUCUUGGAUCGAGACAACUAAUCAAGACAACUCCUCUUCAUCUCAAACUGAAAAGGUGGAGAAGGUGGCGCACAAGGUGGUAGACAUGCUGCCCAUUAACGAGGUCAGUGUGGAAUGGGACUUGUCCAAGCACAACCAGGACAGCUCUGACGACAGCUCUGAUGACAAUUGCUGGAUCACUUUCCUGUCUGAUCUAUAUGAGAUGUCCUAUUCAAGGCCAGGUUCGAGUGAGACAACAACUAAUGGAGACACGGGAGAUACGCAGGGGGUCACCAGUUCCACACCAGAGAGCAGAUCUGAGAGUGUGACGAGUGCUACCCAGCAGUUCAUGUACAUUCAGAUGGAGUUCUGCGAGAAAUCUACUCUCAGGACUGCCAUCGACAAUGGCCUCUACUUGGAGGAGAAGCGGGUGUGGAGACUAUUGCGGGAGAUAGUGGAGGGGCUCAGCCACAUCCACCAGCAAGGCAUCAUCCACCGUGACCUCAAACCGGUCAACAUCUUCAUUGACAGUGAGGACCAUGUCAAGAUAGGAGACUUUGGCCUCGCCACCACCAACAUUCUUCACAAGACAGGAGCAGGAGUGGUGGUGGAGCAGACAGAAUUGUUGGCCAGUCACAAUCAGAUGCUGUCAAUGGGGGAAGUCUCCCACACAGGCCAGGUUGGCACAGCUCUCUAUGUGGCUCCAGAACUGAACACUUGCUGCCUUAAGGCCACCUACAAUCAGAAGGUGGAUAUCUACAGUCUGGGAGUGAUGUUUUUCGAGAUGUGCUACAGGCCGCUGCACACUCACAUGGAACGUAUGAAAGUGUUGGCCGACCUCAGGUCUGAGGACUGUUUGCUGCCUGCAGACUUCAAAGAUAAUGGCAAGCUCAGCAAGACAAACCUGUUGAGGUGGAUGCUGCUGCAUGAUCCACUGCAACGUCCGAGUUCUGCAGAACUGCUACAGAGUGACUUGCUUCCACCUCCACAGUUCGAGGAGAGGGAGCUCCAGGAACUGCUGAGACACACUCUCAACAACCCUCAAAGCAAACUGUACAAGUACCUAGUCGCCUCCUGCUUCAGUCAGAAAAUGACAACAGCACAAGAUGUUACUUAUGACAUGUCUGUGAGCAAAGGGCGCUGGUUUGUUAGUCUGCUUCAAGAGGUGGUAGAGAAGACACGCAAGGUUCUGGAAACACAUGGGGCUGUGAGCCUGUCGCCGCCACUACUAGUGCCAUGUGGGGCUGCCCCACUCCCUACUGCUGCAGUAUCAGUGAUGACACGGUGGGGGGGAGUGGCAAUGCUGCCCCACAACCUGCGGUUACCGUUUGCCAGGUUCCUGGCUCACAAUCCGUCUAUCACACAAUUCAAGCGGUAUGCAAUUGACCGUGUUUACCGGGAAAGGAGAGUGCUCGGACAUCAUCCCCGGGAAUUGUACGAGUGCGCCUUUGACAUUGUCACCCCCUCCUCAGGUAACAUGGUGGCAGAGUCAGAGCUGUUGUCAGUAGUGUGGCAAGUACUUAACGAGUUCCCCUCACUUUUACACAACAACUGUGUGAUUUGCUUGAACCACACCAGUCUGCUGAGAGCUAUCUUUCUCCACUGUGGCAUCGAAGUAACCAAACACAACAGGGUCUGUGCUUUGCUGGCUCAAGCUAAGGAAGAGAACUAUAGCAAGCCGGAGGUAGAAUCACUGUUGUCAGGUCUGGACCUGGCCGAUCACACUGUCAGUACACUGUUCAGCUUGCUGGAACAGGAGCAUUCGUGUGGGCGGGCGGCUGCUGUACUACAGCCUGUACUGCGGCGCAGUAGUGCUACCCACAUGCUAUGCAAACAGGCCUUCCACCAACUCGAGUUAAUUGUCACCAACACUGCAGAACUUGGUGUCAAGUGUCCCAUAGUGGUGUCACCGGGACUGGUGGAGGAUAUGAGCCACUAUUCAGGCAUGAUCUGUCAGGUGGUGUGGGAACAGAGGAGCAAACAGAGUCGCAGUCAGCGCUCCAUCAUAGCUGCCGGGGGUCGCUACGACACUCUCAUCUCCUCUCUACGUCAGAUGCAAGAGGGGAGCCAGUGUCAGAGUGCUGUGGGUAUCAGUCUCUCUCUGGACAAGCUGGUCACAACCUUGCAGGCUGACCAGUUCAAGAUAUCUCCUGUCAGUGCUGUUGUGUGUUCUGUAGGCACCAAGCUCAUGACGCAAGAGAAUUUUAGUUUUACUAUAUCUCUGUUAUACAGUCAGAUGCAAGAGGGGAGCCAGUGUCAGAGUGCUGUGGGUAUCAGUCUCUCUCUGGACAAGCUGGUCACAACCUUGCAGGCUGACCAGUUCAAGAUAUCUCAUGUCAGUGCUGUUGUGUGUUCUGUGGGCACCAAGCUCAUGACGCAAGAGAAUUUUAGUUUUACUAUAUCUCUGUUACAGUCAGAUGCAAGAGGGGAGCCAGUGUCAGAGUGCUGUGGGUAUCAGUCCUCUCUGGACAAGCUGGUCACAACCUUGCAGGCUGACCAGUUCAAGAUAUCUCCUGUCAGUGCUGUUGUGUGUUCUGUGGGCACCAAGCUCAUGACCCGAGAGAAGCUCAGUCUCAUUAGAGAUCUCUGGGCAGCAGGGAUCAAGACAUACCUGCUGGAUGGUGUACAGAACUUGGAAGAAAUACAAAAUUUCUGCCUGGAGAUGAAUGUUCCUCAUAUAAUUAUGUUGAAGGACACAGAUCCUAGUUCGGUGAGGAUACGCUCAUGGAACAAGGACAGGUUCCAUGAGAAGAAGGUGACGCAAGGUGAGUGUGUGGACAACAUGUUGCGGCUAUGUGACACCCACACCUCCUUGCGACCAGAGACCAAGAGUGUUCCUGUUAUAACAGAAGUGCCAACAAUCAACAUUGUCUUCCUGAUUGGAGAGAAACUCUCCAGUGCCAUGAAACGUCGUUAUGAAAAUCAGGUGCUCAACUCUAUCCUGUCCACAAUCCAGCGCCUCUCAGCUAAGGUGCGAGUGGAGGUCAUAGUCGUCAACAUGGAGGGGGAGGUCAUUAAGAUGCUGGCCUCAUACAUCGAGUUGGACUCAGAUGACCAGGACCUGUCUGCUGUCACUAAAAGAUUCCCCAAACACAAGAAGAUGGUUUCUAGACUCAGUGAGCAGAUUCAGGAGAUGAGAAACAAGAAAACUGUUGCCACCAUAGUGCUGUACGGAACAGUGGACAACACCUUCAAAGUGCUCUUAUAGUACAACCUGUAGCCAGUAAUCUUGAUCUCAACCCAUUUACAGGUCUUGAUUUUUGUUGCUUUAUUAUGUUUCUGUUUAUAAAUAAGUUGUCUAUUAUUAGUUUUCUUAUUACAGAAGCAUAAAAUUAGAUCUGAAACAUAAAAGGAUUAACUAUGUUAUAAGUUCUAAUUCAAUGAAAGAUGGAUAACUUUUACUCUUUUAGAGUUUUAGUUUAUAUUUUUUUAGCAAAAACUGCAUUUAGAAUUACAAUUAUUUUAUGAAUUGGGUUUUAUUAUAUUGUUUUAACUUAUUAAGCAUUUUAUGAUUGCAUAAAAAAUGGAUUCUUACGA
Messenger RNA from Homalodisca vitripennis (glassy-winged sharpshooter), 4823 nucleotides. Its product is annotated as eIF-2-alpha kinase GCN2-like. Gene Ontology annotation, molecular function: protein binding; eukaryotic translation initiation factor 2alpha kinase activity; ATP binding. Gene Ontology annotation, cellular component: cytosol. Gene Ontology annotation, biological process: DNA damage checkpoint signaling; regulation of translational initiation by eIF2 alpha phosphorylation. NCBI's taxonomy places the organism in Eukaryota, Metazoa, Arthropoda, Insecta, Hemiptera, Cicadellidae. The record is from RefSeq and is a predicted model, not a curated record.